Messenger RNA from Maylandia zebra (zebra mbuna), 2029 nucleotides. Lineage: Eukaryota; Metazoa; Chordata; Actinopteri; Cichliformes; Cichlidae. The record is from RefSeq and is a predicted model, not a curated record.
GUUUGUGUGAUUUGUUUACUUUACUGAACUUUGCACGUUUGUUUCCCUGAGACAAAAACUGAACACUGAAAUGUCAUCAGUGAAACAAGAAGUUUCAGAGCUCUCUAUACCGGUCCCAUGGGGAGAGAUCAGAGGCAAAGCCUGGGGUCCUGAACACGGCCACCCGGUGCUGUGCCUGCAUGGCUGGGCAGAUAACUGCGGUUCAUUCAACACGCUCAUUCCCUUCUUACCUAAAGAGUGCAGAUAUGUGGCAGUGGACAUGCCAGGACACGGUCUGUCAUCUCACCGGCCUCCUGGAGUCUUCUAUUCAUUUCCUGCGUAUGCAGCAGACGUACGCAGAGUUGCUGAAAGUCUCAGCUGGACAAAGUUCUCCAUCAUGGGUCACAGCAUGGGUGGCAACAUCACCGUCAUGUUCAGCGCAUUGUAUCCUGAGAUGGUGGAUGGCAUCAUAGUGCUGGACGUUUUUGGAUUUGUACCUACAGAUCCGAAAGAAAUUCCCCGAAUCAUGAGGCAGGGGAUGGAGGAGAUGCUCAAGUUUGAAAAAAAGGCAGAAGAGAAGAAGAGGGUUUACACGUACGAGAAGGCAGUGGAGAGGCUGUUGGCUGCAAACCCGACUCUGUCUGAACGGUCUAUUCAAACGCUUUUAGAGCGAGGCCUGACUCGAGUUGAAGGAGGAUUUGUGUUCUCCAGAGACCUCCGAGUUAAUUUUAAAAACAUAGAGCGGAUCACUUUGGAGCAGAGCCUGGAGAUGCAGUCACUGAUUCAAGCUCCUGUUUUACUUAUCCUAGCUGACAAAGGUUUCAGUCCAGCAUCUAGAGAAUCGAGCCAGAAACUCACUUCGAAACUCCUCCAAGUCUAUCAGGAAAGAAAUAGCCACAGGAAGCCACCGGGGACGGGCAGAAGAACUGCAUGCGGCUCUGAGCUGCUGGACCAAGACGCCCGAGCUCAAAGCAAGACCGCAAAGGACCUUAAAAUAAAAUAACAUCCUGAAACAUCAAAAUACUUAAAAACAUGGAGGCAGUAUUUAUUUCAGAUGCAAACAACAAAAUGUCAGGGUGCAACUAAUGAUCCUUGUGUCAUAUUUACAAAUGUUUUUCUUGGUUUUAUUGCUAUAUUAGAAAAAAUAAGAAACUGACUGUAACUGAUAUGAAGCACUGGGUCCUGCAGACAAACGGUUUGAUUAAAAAUGACAGCAGGCUGAUCUGUAUGAGAAACAAUCAUUUUCUGCUUUCAAAGAGCAGAUGCUCUAUCGCUGUGUAAUUGGAAUCCAGCUAAUUGGAUGGCAUAUCAGCUAAUAGUAAGUAACCCGAUUAAUAUUCAUUAAAUGAUUAUUUAUGAGGCGUUAACUAGCCACAUAAAGCCAAUUGAUUAUUUCUUAACAGGAUCCGUGACGCACCCUGCAUAUUAAUUCAUGCAUUAAGUCGCGUUAGUUAGAAAUGUUUUACAACUUUAUUAAAAAGUGUACACCUGAAAUCCCAAAACAGAGAAUCUGCAGCAGUCAGAUGCCUCCAAUCACGGCUGAAUCCAUAUUAUAGUUUUAAAAUAAAACGUGCAGGAUUCAUAAAGAUCUGCUAAUAAAAAACACAGAAGGGUCCUAUUAAACAAAUACAAAUGACAGCGUGUAAAAUCUGCACACUUUUUAUUGUACUUAACUAAAACUGGAUAAAAAAAAAACCCACUUAGUUCACUAUUAUAACCUUGGUCAGCAGCCAUCUUCAAAUGUAAUUGCGGACUUGGAGUCGAGCAAAAAGGAAAGAUUUUAAUAGCUUGAAGAAAUAAACCUGUUUUAUGUGACUUUAUUAUUAUCUCACAUCAUUAUUUUGGUCCGCUCUUCUUCACAAUGUUCAUCAGCAUACAUUUGUUUAUGCUGAGCUCUCUGAAGUUUGUGGUUUGGACUUUGACAGGAGCAUUGCUACACCUUGACUUUUUUUUUUUUUUUUAGUCAUUCUGCUGUGCUCGGGAUCAUUGUCCUAUUGCAUAAUUCAAUCUGUCCCAAGCCGAGCUACUGGUCUCACAUUUGACUCUAGAA